ACACCUCUAAUUGGUCAAAGCAGUUGUCCCUCAGCUCAUGUGCAUAUUCCCUUUGGAGGCUGUUUUACUGCCGGUCGGAGCAGUGGUGGAGACGGAUUUAGGAGGCUCUUUUUUGUAGUAAAGUACUUUCAUAAAGUGGGAAAUCUUCAAAAUGGGAACCCGAGACGACGAAUACGACUAUCUUUUCAAAGUGGUGCUGAUCGGAGACUCUGGUGUGGGGAAGAGUAACCUGCUAUCCCGUUUCACACGGAAUGAGUUCAACCUGGAGAGCAAAAGCACCAUCGGUGUGGAGUUUGCCACCCGCAGCAUCCAGGUGGAUGGCAAGACAAUAAAGGCCCAGAUCUGGGAUACAGCUGGACAGGAGCGUUACAGAGCCAUCACUUCAGCGUACUACCGGGGGGCAGUGGGGGCUCUCCUAGUGUAUGACAUCGCCAAGCAUCUCACCUAUGAAAAUGUGGAGCGCUGGCUGAAGGAGCUCCGGGAUCAUGCUGAUAACAACAUCGUUAUCAUGCUGGUGGGCAACAAGAGUGACCUGCGCCACCUCAGGGCAGUGCCCACAGAUGAGGCUUGUGCUUUUGCAGAGAAGAAUACGCUAUCAUUUAUUGAAACAUCAGCUUUGGAUUCCACUAAUGUGGAAGAGGCAUUCAAGAACAUCCUCACAGAAAUCCAUCGUAUACAAAAGCAGAUAGCUGACAGAUCAGCACAUGACGAGUCUCCAGGCAACAAUGUAGUGGACAUCAGUGUCCCCCCCACCACCGAUGGGCAAAAAAACAAACUACCGUGCUGUCAAAGCCUGUGACCCUCAAUACCACCGUCCCACAUCCACUCCUCACUCUCUUCAUCUGCUUUUCUCCUGGGUGUUGUGCUGUUGCUGUCUCUUCCUCCAUGUGUUUUAGAAGUCUCCUAGAAACCUUGACUUUCUAGAUAACAUUCCUUUUUCACUUUUCUCAUGUUUGUCUGUAUGCUAUCCUCUAACCUCGACUUGUCUUUUACUAAGUGAUAGGAUUUUUUUUUUUUUU
Oncorhynchus tshawytscha (Chinook salmon) is the source of this 1019-nucleotide messenger RNA. Its product is annotated as ras-related protein Rab-11B. Gene Ontology annotation, cellular component: recycling endosome. The record is from RefSeq and is a predicted model, not a curated record. Gene Ontology annotation, molecular function: GTP binding; GTPase activity. Lineage: Eukaryota; Metazoa; Chordata; Actinopteri; Salmoniformes; Salmonidae. Gene Ontology annotation, biological process: regulated exocytosis; constitutive secretory pathway.